Molecule: messenger RNA, 528 nt
Organism: Helicoverpa armigera (cotton bollworm)
Lineage: Eukaryota; Metazoa; Arthropoda; Insecta; Lepidoptera; Noctuidae
Product: bolA-like protein 2
Exons: 3
Coding region: 236-490 (84 amino acids)
Biological process (GO): intracellular iron ion homeostasis
Cellular component (GO): cytosol; nucleus
Molecular function (GO): 2 iron, 2 sulfur cluster binding
Source: RefSeq, a predicted model, not a curated record
AACUUUGUUGGUUUACAUGCAUGAAGCCGUCCGGUGUGAAAUUCGUCAGUUCGGCGACCGCAAUUUCACUUUCGUAAAGGCGCUUUCUCGUUUUGUCACUUUCGAAAAAAAAAUCAUUACUUGUGUGAAUCAAACCCGUUUUCGUUUAUAGUAAAUUCCAUUGAAAAGUGUUAAAUAAUUUUCGUGAACCGUGUAUGGUAUUUGUUUCACGGUAAAUGGAUUUUUAUCAAAAAAUAUGGUGUAUACCGAAGGAUAUUUGAAGGAGAAGCUGACCAAGGAUUUGGACGCCGUUCACGUCGAGGUGACGGAUGACAGUGACGGCUGUGGCGCGAAGUUCUCUGUGCUCAUCGUGUCGGACAAGUUCCAGGGGAAGCCGCUACUUGCACGACAUAGAUUGGUGAACACAGUACUGCAAGAAGAACUGAAGAGUAUACACGCAUUCACGCAAAAGACUCUCACGGUUGAACAGUGGAACGCGCAGAAGUCUUGAAAUGUAAUAUGGAAAUAAUAAUGAAGUAGAACAAAAUA